This is a messenger RNA of Ricinus communis (castor bean), 1466 nucleotides long. RefSeq names its product 12-oxophytodienoate reductase 2. The transcript has 5 exons. Gene Ontology annotation, molecular function: oxidoreductase activity; FMN binding. The coding region runs from base 91 to 1248 and encodes 385 amino acids. NCBI's taxonomy places the organism in Eukaryota, Viridiplantae, Streptophyta, Magnoliopsida, Malpighiales, Euphorbiaceae. The record is from RefSeq and is a predicted model, not a curated record.
AUACCCACUUAGCUGCACGGUUUAAAUUCAAUUUACUUUCUAUCAAUUUCACUGUUAUGUUUUUAUUGUUUUGGUAGCAAAAGAUAGGAAAUGAAUUUGGACACUAAAGAAGAACAACAUUCAUACAACACUGCCAUGUCUGCUCAACCUCCCACUAUUCCUCUUCUUACCCCUUACGAGUUGGGCACCUUCAAUCUUUCGCAUAGAGUUGUUUUGGCACCAUUAACUAGGCAGAGAUCAUACAACAGUGUCCCUCAGCCACAUGCUAUUUUGUAUUACUCUCAGAGAACCACCAAAGGAGGUCUUCUUAUAUGUGAAGCCACUGGAGUUUCUGAUACUGCUCAAGGGUAUCCUGAUACUCCUGGCAUUUGGACCAAAGAACAAGUUGAGGCAUGGAAACCCAUAGUAGAUGCUGUCCACGCCAAAGAUGGUAUCUUCUUUUGUCAAAUUUGGCAUGUUGGGCGAGUUUCAAAUGCUGGUUUUCAGCCAAAUGGGCAGGCUCCAAUAUCCUGUACAGACAAGCCUUUGACUCCUCAGAUUCGAGGUAAUGGCAUUGAUCUUGCUCAGUUCACACCUCCUAGGCGACUAAGAACGGAUGAAAUUCCUCAAAUUGUGAAUGAUUUUAGAAUUGCCGCAAGGAAUGCCAUGGAAGCUGGUUUUGAUGGAGUUGAGAUCCAUGGAGCUCAUGGCUACUUAAUUGACCAGUUUAUGAAAGAUCAGGUGAAUGACCGAACAGAUCAAUAUGGUGGAUCUCUAGAGAACCGUUGUCGCUUCGCUUUAGAAGUUGUUGAAGCUGUGGUCAAAGAAAUAGGAGCCGAUAAAGUUGGAAUUAGAUUAUCUCCAUAUGCAAACUAUAUGGAAUCAGGAGAUUCAAAUCCUGAAGCCUUGGGACUUUACAUGGUUGAAUCCUUGAACAAAUAUGGCAUACUUUACUGCCACAUGGUUGAGCCAAGAAUGAAAACAGUUGGGGAAAAAUCUGAAUGUCCACAGAGUCUUUUGCCUAUGAGAAAGGCUUUUAAGGGUACAUUUAUUGCUGCUGGGGGUUAUGACAUGGAAGAUGGAAACAAAGCUGUGGCGGAAAACCGCGCAGAUCUCAUUGCUUUCGGUCGCCUUUUCCUGGCUAAUCCAGAUUUACCAAGGAGAUUUGAGCUUAAUGCACCUCUAAACAAGUACAACAGAGAAACAUUUUACAUUUCUGAUCCUGUGAUUGGUUAUACUGAUUAUCCAUUCCUGGAAGCCAGUACUUGAGUUUCUGGCUGGAUUCUAUCAAAUUAAUUCUUUUCAGAUAGCUGAUAAGAAAAUCUUUACUAAAGCAAAGAUGGAUGCCUUUAUUAGUUUAUACCUCAGCUGUAUCAAUAAAUGGUUAUUUUCUUUUUCUGAUGUAACAAAAAAUAACAAUGUUAGUGUAGGUAGAACAACUUGUUCAAUGUGAGUUCACAUAUAUAAGCAUUACAACAUUCUCCUCA